Messenger RNA from Mytilus californianus (California mussel), 883 nucleotides. RefSeq names its product PRKR-interacting protein 1 homolog. Lineage: Eukaryota; Metazoa; Mollusca; Bivalvia; Mytilida; Mytilidae. The record is from RefSeq and is a predicted model, not a curated record. Gene Ontology annotation, molecular function: protein kinase binding; protein kinase inhibitor activity; double-stranded RNA binding. Gene Ontology annotation, cellular component: nucleolus. The transcript has 6 exons. Bases 121 to 792 code for a protein of 223 amino acids. Gene Ontology annotation, biological process: negative regulation of protein kinase activity.
GUUCCUACUUUUCAUGAGUAAAAGAAAAUUCACAGUCAGAUUCACCCAUUUUUUUCAUUUGCAAACAAACCGACAUUUUGUUCCGGAAUUAAUGCAAGUUCCAGAUAUCCGGUGUUAAAAAUGGACGGAAAAGAAAAAAGUGAGAAAAAUGUUGUUGUCGCAAAAACUCCAGCAGAAUUACAGAAGAUGAGACUUGACAAAUUGAUGAAGAAUCCAUCAAAAGAAGUUUUUAUUCCUGAGUCAUCACAAGAAAGAAAGCCUCGUGAUCCACUGGAAUUUAUAAGAAAUGUUUGGGGUUCCAGUGCAGGAGCAGGAAGUGGAGAUUUCCAUGUCUACAGAGGAGUAAGGCGGAGAGAAUAUGCUAGACAGAAAUAUGUAGAUGAAAAAUUUGAACGAGAUAAUGCUGAUGCAGAAUAUCAGAAGAAGCUGGAGAAGAACCAAACAGAAGCAGAAGAAAGGACUGCAAAGAAAAGGGCUAAAAGAUUGAAGAAAAAACAGAAGCAAAAAGGCAAGAAACCCAAAAAGGAACAAGAAGACAAAGAAGAAUCAGAUGAAGAAUCAGAAGAUGAAGAAACUGAGGAAUCUCUGGAACAAGCUUGUGACAAGGGACAUAACUCAAAUCAGAAUGGGGAUAUGGGAUAUAACUCUGAUGAAAAUUGUGAUACUGAAGUAAAGUCAGAAAAAAGUGAAAAUCAUAAUGAUAAUAUGAGAAAAGUUUUUAGAAGUAAUAAACAGCAUGCUCUUGUUGAAGAAAAACAGUUUCAGAUAUCAGCAAAUACAAAUGGAAGCUAGUUGUGUAAUACUAUAGUUUGUGUAUUUACUUCUUUAAUGUAUUUUAUCAUUUUUCAUUCAGACAAAUAAAUUUUAAUGUGUCAGUAUUAAA